AUGACCGAUGCCGUUCAUCCUAUCUUUGAGUUUAAUGCUAUAAAAUCAUCUAAUAAGAUACAUGUUCAUACGUUUAACAAUUCAACACAGGUUGUAUGCUUCUAUGAUAACUAUUUAAGGACGGCUAGAAUCGCCGAUUCAAAAUAUAAAAGCCUGCGUUUGGACGUGAAGAAUACCGAUGAGAGUAUAUUGAAUACUUCAGGUACAUUAAUUGCCUUCUAUAAAUCGAAAACAAUUGAUGUUUUCACGCUGGAUGGAAGGAAAACUACCUUGGAUAUUGAUGAUGGGAUUAGGCAGGUUCUUUGGCAUCCACUUGGGUAUUUGGACUCAACUUUGGUCAUUUUAACUGAAAAGGAUACUGUGGAGCUAUAUGAACUUACUGAUCCUGAAUACUGGAAACCCACACUUGUUUUAAAUCACAAUCUAUCACAGUUAGGAUUAUCUUCGCAUGUGUCUGAUAUUCGCAGCAUAGCAUUUUCCCCCGAUGGAUUGACGCUAUACCUCAUGUCUGCGGAAGAAUCGGUAGAUUUAUACGCCUUCUACCCAUUGCUCCCAAGAAGAUUAUACAGUAAGGCUUCGUUAUGGGCUUCACAACUGCACCAGGCAACUGCACUUUACGAAUUCAUCGAUAAGGAUACACCCGACGAAACAAAGCUCGCUAUCAUUGAAUUCUUUGAAUUUGUAUCGAAGGUCAACCAAAUGGCCGAGCGUGGGCCAGAGAUGGUUGAAAUCACAAUUCCAGAGCACCGGAGAAAGGUGGCCCUGCAAGGUCCAUACAUGAUGGUUGGUUUCCCCGAAGAACUAUAUAACUACAGUGCAAGCCAGUUGACGGUUGUUCCAAUCAAUGAAGAUGGUGCCCAUGUCCUAAUUACAAGCUUUGAUGAGGGCACCAACCUCAUCUUUUUCCCAGAAACCACACCAAUCAUGUCGUGGACAAGACCACUACAUGAAGUAUAUUCGCUGAUUCUGAUUGAAAAGCACAAGGCUCUGGGAGCCGUUUAUCCGAUUGAAGACGGAGUCGGCAUUUUCCAUCCUCAACAAGGCGUUAAGCUGUUGCACCUACCGUACCUACGGGCCAUUGGAGAGUGCAUCAGCGAUGGCAAUUUGACGGCCAUCCAGGACAUUGCAUUAGAAUCAAAAGUGACAGCCGUGCCAGGGUCCUAUACUAAACCGGUAAUCUGGAAGUCGCCAAAGUCACCAGGCAUUCUCCUCGUGGGCGACAACUCCGUCAAAGUUGAGCACACCGGUUCCGAGAGUGCUCUUCCAGAAGAAGAGUCCGCUCUAAAGGGCAAAUACACGGUCUGCUUCCCCUCCACGCUGCACGAAAUCAACGAGGCCAACAAGCAGCUCCAGCGAACCCUCCGGCGUCCCUUGCCGCUGGUCCCCCACGACCUUAAGAACCUACCGCUGAACUCCAGCCAGAAUGAGCUCCAGCUGGCGUUCCUCACGAAAAUUACCAAGGAAGUCGUAAACAGGAUCAUCUCGGCGCAGUCCCUCGCCUACCAGCUCCAUAGCCGCGUCUCAAUCCAGCAGUACGAACUCGGCCGCCAGAUUGACGCUACUGUAAAGCUUCUGGACAGAAAAGACGCCCUGGCCGACGGCAAUUCCACGCUGCAGUCAAGACUGGAGUCCGUAGCAAAUAAAGACAAGUCCAUCAAGCGCAGACUCGACGCCCUCCACGAGACGCUGGACAAGAUCAACUCAAGCGAAAAAUUUACCCACAUUCCCUUCAGCAAAGCAGAGCUCGCGUGGUUCCGGGAACUCAGAAACCAGGUCCUGACUUUCAACGAAUACGUCAUCCAGCAGAGCAAAGCCAGGGAUGAGUUCCAGUUCCUCAAGACAGAACUGGAGUCACUGCAGUUAAAGCACACAAAGCGCGAGCCCUUCGACUUCUCUGCCCUACAGAACCUCCUACACGUAGACUCAAAGAUAAUAACCGACUGCAACGAUACACUACUGGCAGCCGCAAAGGACUUAGAACAAAAGCUAUAUAUCUAG
This is a messenger RNA of Eremothecium sinecaudum, 1998 nucleotides long. It is a transcript of the gene NUP82, whose product is annotated as linker nucleoporin NUP82. Gene Ontology annotation, biological process: ribosomal small subunit export from nucleus; protein import into nucleus; mRNA export from nucleus. The record is from RefSeq and is a predicted model, not a curated record. The coding region runs from base 1 to 1998 and encodes 665 amino acids. Gene Ontology annotation, molecular function: structural constituent of nuclear pore; protein binding. NCBI's taxonomy places the organism in Eukaryota, Fungi, Ascomycota, Saccharomycetes, Saccharomycetales, Saccharomycetaceae. Gene Ontology annotation, cellular component: nuclear pore. The transcript has a single exon.